UCCGUCAUCUAGGCGGCCCAUAUUAAUCUCUCUCGCAAAAACUGGCCCUAAAUCAGUAUAGCUCUCGCCAGACGUAAAAUCGUUUACAGUCUCGCAACUUGGUUGCAAUGGAUGCCAGCCCGUGCCCCCUGGACACCAAAUACGCCAACCAGAUCGCUGCUCUUCUUGCACCUCCGUCGCCACAAGCAAUCCAGGAAUAUUACGAAGGGCUCAUACAAAAAGAAAAAUGCCAUGCCGUCAGAAUAGAAAUCAACACGGAGCACGGGAAAGGUGUCUUUUCGAACAGGAAAUUUGAGGAAGAGGAGCUCAUAUUUAAGGAUCAAAUUCUUGUGGCUGCUCAGCAUAGUUCUAACAAGGUUGAUUGUUUUGUAUGUAGCUCCUGUUUUCGGUUCAUUGGUUCAGUGGAACUUCAAAUUGGUCGAAAACUCUAUUUGCAAAGUUUGGGCUUGUUGGUUAAAAAGGAAUGUUGUCACCAGACAUUUUCUAACGAAAAAACAGCAUCAAGUUCAUCGGAAUCUCAGAAUGAAGAUGAUUUGCUCUUUCAGGAAAAUAGCGAUAACGCCGGGCAAAGUUCUUAUGGAGAAAAUUCUCCCUCGAAGGAGGUUUUGGAGUCACUAAUGAAUGAAAAACUAUCUUUACCUUUCUCAAAACAAUUUUCUUUACCUUCUAUUGUUCCAUGUCCUGGUGGUUGUGAAGAAGAGUAUUAUUGCAGCAAAGUAUGUGCUGACUCUAACUGGGAAUCCAUGCAUUCUUUACUAUGCACUGGGAAGAGCUCCUGUUCCUUGAGGCAGGCUGCAAUUGUUAAAUUUACUGAACAUGCAAACAGCACAAAUGAUAUUUUCAUACUAGCUGCAAAGGUGAUCUCAUUUACAAUUUUGCGUUAUAGGAGACUGAAACAGUCACUUUUUGAAAAUAGUAAGAGGCCCAGCUCACACAAUUCAACUAAUGAUUGUAAUUUAUCUUUGCUAUUGGAGGCUUGGAAGCCAAUUGCAAUGGGAUUUAAAAGAAGGUGGUGGGACUCUAUUGCUUUACCAGAGGAUAUGGAUAGUUGUGUUGAAGCAUUAUUUAGGGAGGAAAUGAGAGAUAUGGCAUUUUCAUCUCUUCAACUUCUCAAGGAAGCCAUAUUCGACAUUGAGUGUGCACCUUUGUUUUCACUUGAAAUAUAUGGCCAUAUUAUUGACAUGUUUGAGCUCAAUAAUCUUGAUCUUGUCGUAGCAUCACCAGUAGAGAACUACUUCUUAUACAUUGAUGAACUUCCAUCUCCAGAAAAGGAAGAAGCUGAGAAGUUGACUCGUCCUUUUCUGGAUGCACUUGGUGAUGAUUAUUCAGUUUGCUGUCAAGGCACUGCAUUCUACCCUAUACAGAGUUGCAUUAAUCAUUCAUGUUGUCCAAAUGCUAAAGCAUUCAAGCGAGAGGAGGACAUAGAUGGACAUACUGUAAUAAUUGCAGUCAACCCAAUCUCAAUAGGGGAGGAGAUUACUAUUUCGUAUAUUGAUGAGGACCUUCCAUAUGAGGAGAGACAAGCUCUACUGGCUGAUUAUGGCUUCAAAUGCAGCUGCCGUAAGUGCAGAAAGGAGCAAUCAUCUCGAUAGCAGUACAACAAUAACCUCACUUUUUUAGCUGUUUUAUUUAUAAUUUUUGCCACUGCCUGCUAUUCAUUUAUGCCCACGUAUUUUUAGGUAACUUCAACUUCUAUAGUUUUUCAACUCUCUAUGUUUUUUUUUUUUAUUAUUAUAUAAAUUCCAGAGAGUAUGAUGAACUCUUUUGUCAUACUCAUUAUAUAUACAUAUGGGAAUAAAACAGACUUUGUCAUUGAGGGCUUUGAUCCCCAACUGUAAAAGCAGCUUCUAAGCUCAAUAUAAUUAUCCGGAAGAAUUUGUUGUUUGGCA
This is a messenger RNA of Dendrobium catenatum, 1889 nucleotides long. Its product is annotated as histone-lysine N-methyltransferase ATXR2. NCBI's taxonomy places the organism in Eukaryota, Viridiplantae, Streptophyta, Magnoliopsida, Asparagales, Orchidaceae. The transcript is spliced from 15 exons. Gene Ontology annotation, molecular function: methyltransferase activity; protein binding. Bases 108 to 1592 code for a protein of 494 amino acids. The record is from RefSeq and is a predicted model, not a curated record.